AUGGAAAGUAAAGCUACAAAGGACCCAGACUUAAGACUAACACAUAAAAAUGAUGACACUGAGAAGAAAAGUACAUCAGCUCCAGAAUAUGAGGAAAGGCAACGUAAUGAGGCACAGACACAGUUUCCAGCAGCUACUCAUGAUAUACAACAUGAGAAGGAAAUACCUAGAGCAGAUUUUGAAACAGACAGUGAAAAGAUUAAGAGCGUAAGAGAAAAUUCAUUAAAAAAAGAUGAGCCGUUUCAUUUAUCUUCUUUGGCAUCUAAAGUGAGAAAUACAGAGACCACAGCAGAGAAAAUUUUGAAAGCAGCUACCCCAAAAUCAAAUGGAAUGGAAAGACAAGCCUCUCCAUCUCAAAUAGCUAUAAGUGAGGAACAAUAUUCAGAUUAUGAACAUGUUCAAAAUAUCAUUGAAAAUACUUAUGAUGCUAUCUUAGAAAUAUAUCAUUCUCAAGGAUCCACAGAUGAUUCACAUCUCCAAAGUCCCCCAAGUGAUAGGUCACUGCAGGUAAUUCAGGAGGUUGGCAAGGAUACUGCACAGUCUGUUUCAACAAAGGAUUUAUCCCUCUCAAUUAGCAAAAAUCUCCCUGCCAUGGAGAAAGAGGGAGAGAAAGAGAGAGAAAAAGAGAAAGUGAAAGUAAAGGAGAUUAAAAUUGAACCUAGUAAAACAAAUAGUCAUCAGUACCAACCAAAACAUAAACCUGGAAUUUUUCCUGCUAAGUUUUCAGAAGAUAUUAUCACUGAAAUGAUUAACAAAUUGAUCUUUUCUUCAUCACCAGAAACACAAAUGUGUGAAAGAUGUCAAAAUGUAAGUGAUGAUGAAAAUCAAACAGAACUGUAUGACACAGCUAUGAAACCUAUUGAUUCACUGUUAAAGGAGUUUUCCGAUGCUCAAAUUAAGGUAUUUAGAACAGAUCCGGAAAAUGAGUUUCUUCCACCAGUAGAAAACAUGUCAUCAUCAGUUCCUAAAGUACUUUCCGGGCAUAAAGAGUCAACUGCAGAAAAGGCAUCAUCUAGCAUUAAGAAAACUGUGGAUAAAAUUCCACAUAUGCACAAAAUGACUAAAACCUCCUCUUUAAACAAGAUACCUUUCCUAAAUAACAUACCAGCAAUCAAUCAAACAUUGGUCAACAAUGAUGUUCACUUCUCUGUAUGCAAUAUUUUGAAGGAAGGUAGGUCUCAAGACUCCAUUUGUAAGAGUAUAAAAACUAAUGAGGAAACUAUAGCAAGACAACUAACUAGUGCAGUGAUAAAUGAAAUUUUUCAAGAGCAGCUUAAUUUUGGAUUUUGUGAUGAGAUUCCAGCUUCAGCAUGUUUGCCUCUCGAAUCUAAGGAUCUUGUUAAAAAGAUCCAAAAAGUGGUUAAAAGAGCCAGCAAAGAAUGUCAGGCAUUGUCACCAUAUACCGUCAUGCUGCCUCAUGAAUUUUUAGAGAAUGUGAUUUCUGCUCUCUUAUCUAAAAUUUUCUCAACUGUGUCUAACACCAAAGCAGAAACAUCUGAGGGCAAACAGUUCACAAAACUGGAUUUCCUUCAAAUGAAGUUAUUAAGUACAGUUACAACAGAGAUCUCCAAAUAUGAUGAUAUGAUUAUACAGUAUGUGGACUCCUUACAUCCCAAUGAUGAUGAAAUUAUUCAAUUAGUGGUUCAUUCUAUUUAUAAAAAUCUUUUGUCACAGUAUGGGUCACAAGAGAUUAUACAAAAUUGUGUAUCCAGUGGAUGCAGAAUCCUUUCCAAAACCAUAGUUGAGUUGAUUCUAAAAGAAGUGCCUGGCAAUCAGCUGCAGAACUAUUUUUCUGGAGAGCUAACUCCAUAUCAGUGUUCAGAAGUUAACUACAUUGUUGAAAAUAUUCUGAAAGAAGUUAUCACAACUGCUGAUGCUCCCCAGCCUCAACCACUUACUCAUAUACUGCCUUAUGAUGUAAUAGAAGAAACUGCUGUAAAAUUUUUAUUGAAGCUUUUAUCUAUGUUUCCAACAGUAGAUAAGGAAAGAACCAAAUCUGAAGAAACUGAAAUGCAAAAGAUAACCUCAAAAAUAUUAAAUUCAAUACAAGAAUUUAUCUCCAAAAGUAAAAUUAAACUUGUAUUACCAGCCAAGGAAUUGCCUACUAUACCUUCAGCUGACAAUGAAACUAUUGAAAAAAUAGUUAACUCUGUUUAUACUAGUGUUUUAAAGCACUCUGGCUCACACACCUCUAUAUUGAAAGAUUUAAUGGAUAAGAGCAAUGCCCUUUCUGAUACAAUAGGUUUUUUAAUGGUGAAGGAAAUUUCCAUUUCUGAAUUUCAACCUAAAUUUGAGGAAGAAGUAUCAAAUUCAGAAUUAGUUUGGGAAGCUGUCAAAAUUAUGGAAAAAGUGGUCAAAACUGUUGAUAAGUUUAAGUCCCAGGAAAGGUCUUCAUCCAAAAAAGGUCCUAUGUUAGAUACUACAACUUUAGAAGAAGCUUUGGCUUUGUUCUUGGCUAAAAUUGUAACAUUGCCAAGUGUCUCAAGCAAAGAUGCAAAAAACUUGUCAAAGCCUGAGUUAAAUAAAAUUGCAUCUCAACUGACAAAAUCUGUAGCAGCUGAAAUUUCCAAAAAUAAUAUUGAUCUAGUUUCUGCUGAUCCUGAAGAACACUUUUUAAAUCCAGAAAGCAUAGAAAUGAUUUCUCAGGUUAUUGAUUCUAUUUAUAGUGAUAUACUGCAACAAUCUGAAACGCAUAAAGAUCUUUAUUAUGACAUAAAAGGUACAAACAGAGCCUUCCUUAAGAAAGUGGCUAGUUUAAUUAUUAAUGGAGUUUCAAAUCUUCAAUUAGAUACAGUUAGGUUAAAGAAUUCAAGUGCUGAUGUCUUUGGAGAUCAAGCCAUUAAUAGAAUUGUUCAAAAGGCACAGAAGUAUGCUGACAAAAUGAUCCCUGACUUAGAAAAAGGAGAGAUCAAGAUUCAAUUGAAGAUGUGUUUCCAAUUAAAAUAGUCCCACAUAUUAUGAAGAAGCCAAUCAAAAUAGAUCCUGACAUUAUAUUAGAACACUUAGCAGUCAUUUCUAUAAAAGCUCAACCUCUUGAAAAACUUGAGAUGGACUAUUUAAGAAAAUUGGACAUAGCAUAAAAGAGCUAAGAAGUGCAUCAAUAAAUAGGAGAAGUGUCUCUUCAUCAGACACAUCUAAUUUAGAAAAGAUAAAGAAAGGAAGACAUAUUCAUUGACUAAGGACGAUUGGAUAUAAAACCCCGAGAGGUUGUCAGCAGAAAUUCAUUUCAGAAUAUAAGAAAGCCGGAUAUCACCAAGGUGGAGCUUCUAAAAAAUGUUCAGAGCAAAAAUGAUCUUAUCAUUUGGCUAGUAGCUCAUGAUAUUGAGCAAGAUUUGGAAAGUAACAUAGAAGAGGGAUUGAUGUCUGAUGAAGAUGAAGUUGCUUUAAGAGAAGUUAUACAAAAGAAAUACUUAGAAUAAUUUGAAGAUCACAUGAAUGAAGCCAGCAGAAAGCAAAGCUGUUUCUCCCAAGCCAACACUAAGCAUAAACGGCCUGAAAAAAUUUUUGUCAUCAGGCAAACGCUGUCAGCCCACAUCCAGUGUGAGUAUUGAAAGUAUUGAAACAACCUCAAAUCAUAUACUAGAACAUAAGGAGAUAAAAGUUAAAAGAGCUGUUACUGAGCUUGACUUGGCCACCUACCCAACAGUCGUGACUGAAACUGCCUCUUUUGGUGAGAAAAAGCUACAGUGUAAGGUGAGAAACAGGACUUUAGUGACUAGAUAUCUAUGGAAGGAGCAGAGGUCUUCAGAAAUUCUAUCCAAGAAUGUACCUUGUUUAGGCAGAAAAGAAUACUAAAAAGGUUCCAGUCUCAUCCUAAGCCUGGUAAUAUUGAUAGUAUAUGAGAAAUCAUUCACAGAUAAACCCAUGAAAUUCAACUGAAGGAGAGCAGAUAAUGGAAAAAGAUCUAGAUUAGUUGGGAGCCCAAAGAAAACAAAACAGAAACCAUUUAUGGAAAUGCAAGAUAACUAUUUCAAUCUAUUAUUUAAUAGAUUCCAGCCCUUUUGUAUUUUGGCUGAUAACUACCCAAUAUGAACAUUUUAUAUAGUGAAGUCUUACACAGCUAAGACGAGAGCAGAAGGUAGGUCAAAAUAAAAGGAAAAAUUUUAAAAAUUG
This is a messenger RNA of Manis javanica (Malayan pangolin), 4113 nucleotides long. The record is from RefSeq and is a predicted model, not a curated record. Lineage: Eukaryota; Metazoa; Chordata; Mammalia; Pholidota; Manidae.